Molecule: messenger RNA, 2268 nt
Organism: Theobroma cacao (cacao)
Lineage: Eukaryota; Viridiplantae; Streptophyta; Magnoliopsida; Malvales; Malvaceae
Source: RefSeq, a predicted model, not a curated record
AAAAUUAACUCCAAUAUAAAAAAAAUCAAUUUAUAUCCUUACCACCGACCUUGAUUAGAUUUAAACAAUAAACUCAAAAAUUUUUGGAGAUGACGUAAUUUUCUGGUAGUGUUAUUGAUUCACUCUUCCGAUUUAAGGGAAAAAGAAAAAAAAAAAAGAAAAAACCCUAAAACCCCAUUUAGCAAGAGGUGCAAUGGGAGUGAUAAAAGAGGGCAGAGUCUCCGGCACGUUGCCGAACGACGAGUCGUUUGCCGUGCACUUCCCGGGUUAUCCUAAAACGACGGCUCGCGCCAUCGAGACUCUUGGAGGAACCGAGGGGAUCCUCAGGGCUCGUAGUUCACAGUCAAACAAAUUGGAGCUCCAUUUCCGGCCAGAAGAUCCCUAUUCGCGUCCUGCAUUUGGGGAGCUUCGUCCCUGCAACAAUUUGCUGCUUAAAAUAUCUAAGAAGAAGUCCGCUGAUGGCCAAAGUGCCGAAGCUUCCAGUAAAGUACGAGAGUGUUCGACAUCAGGAGCAACUGAUUCCGAAAAUCCGAAACAGCCAUCUCAAGCUGAAGUGCAGAUAUCGGAACAAGAACAAACGAACCUUUGUGCUGAUAUUGUUUCUCGUGUUUCAGAGGCUUAUCACUUUGAUGGAAUGGCUGAUUAUCAGCAUGUUCUCGCCGUUCAUGCGGAUGCUGCCAGGAAGAGAAAGAGAAACUGGGCGGAAGCAGAGGAGCCACCCUUUGAAAAAGGUGGGUUCAUGGAUGUUGAUCAGGAGGAUGUGAUGAUGAUAUUGCCCCCGCUCUUUUCACCCAAGGAUAUGCCGGAGAAUAUAGUGUUAAGACCAUCAACCAUCUUAAGUUCAAAAAAGAAACAAGAGGGAGUUGCACAAAAUACUGCUGAGGUUGAUCUAGAGCCAGGCCUUGCAAUUGAUUUCAACAUUAAAGAGAUUCCUAAGAAAGUGAAUUGGGAGGAACUUAUAACUCGAGGCUCAGAGCAGUGGGAGUGGCAGAUGAUUGUAUCUAAACUCUUUGAUGAACAACCUAUAUGGCCCAAGGAAUCUGUGACUGAGCGCUUGCUUGAUAAAGGUCUAAAAUUUAGCCAUUUGAUGCUUAAAAGGCUUCUACUUGGGGUCGCUUACUACUUUUCAAAUGGACCAUUUCUGAGGUUCUGGAUCAAAAAGGGAUAUGAUCCUCGCAAAGAUCCUGAUUCUCGCAUAUAUCAGAGAACUGAAUUUCGUGUACCUGAACCAUUGAGGAGCUAUUCUGAUGCUAACACAGCUAAAAAAUUGAAGCAUAAGUGGGAAGAUUUAUGUUCGUUUCGAGUAUUUCCUUACAAAUGCCAGUCAUUUUUACAACUAUUUGAACUUGAUGAUGAUUACAUUCAACAAGAGAUAAGAAAGCCUCCAAAGCUAGCAACAUGCGACGGGGGAUGUCUGUGGGGUGUGGUUAUCGGAGUCGUAGGUGAUUUAGGAUGGUUCUCAGAGUGUGUGCUUGAUUGCCUGAGACUUCGUGUAGCAGUGAGGUUCUUGUCAGUAUAUCCCAAAGAUGGUGCAGAAAGCAUACGGAAAUCUUACUCUGAUGAAUUUGAGAAGUUAAAGAGGUCAUGCAUUUACAAGGAUGUCUUCAACUCUCAUCAACAGGAGAUCCGGCGAACUAAUAGAGAGCUUAUAGGUGAUGAAGAUAAAGAGAGGCCCAAAAGUUCUGAUAACGAGGAAGAUGAAAUUGACGCUGAUGAUGAUGAGGAAUUGGAUGUGUAUGAGACGCUUAAUCUGGGUGGUGAGGAUGAUGAAAUCCCUCUGCAACCAGAUACAUAUUUAGAUAUGGAAAACAACUCAAGGACAUAUUUGCAAGAGCUUUUUGGCAGCUUCCCAUCUGUUGUUGGUGGUGAUGCAAUACAAGCUGCAGACAUUAGUGAUGGAGAAUAUCAAAUAUAUGAGCAAUUUAGUGAUAAUAACUACUCCGAUGAUGAUGAUGAUGACGACGACAAUGACAGCUGACAUUCCUAACCCAGAGGUUUCCUGGUAGUUUUCCCUCCAUUGUGCUUCGUUUUACUCAUUCUCCAGGCUUCAGUCACAGCACAAGAUCAUCAUAAAUAUGAUUAAACUAGCUUAUAAUUUCAAAUUAUGCAAGACUUCUACUGGAAUGUUUGUUAAUUUAUUGGUUGGAGAAAAUAGCUAGUGUUGUUGGAUCAUCAUGUGAAGGCAGAUGCUGGUUCAACUGCAAGAUUUCUAAUAUUUCUCUCCUAAUUUCCUAAUAAUUUGCAAUUUGCAUCUUAUCAAUGACUGCA